AUGGUCGAUAUCCCACUGGAAAUAUGGUUCAAUAUCGCACAUUUCAUUCCUGCCCAAGACCUCCUUCGUCUCAUGAGCCUCAACAGAGUCUUCUUCUACGUUGCAAUGGAUAUUCGGUACAAAGGUGUUACAAUCCCUACGAAAACUGGGACGGAAAGCAAACAAUUACUGACACGUCUCUCUGAUCCUUUUGUGUCUUCCCGAGUUCGUCAUUUGUCUCUGGUUUUAUACGCCAAACCUCAGUCUAUGGUACCCAACCCCGGUCGGUUCAUGUAUCUCCGCACCACUCACGGCCAGCAAAGCAUCACCGACACCGUUAUGUUUUUUCGGCUAGGACAACAAAUCUCCCCGACCCAUCCCCAGUCCCCAGAUUUUGAAGAUCUGCUUGGUGAAUUCAUUGCCGGAUCGUCCGACUUUUCAAACAUCAACGGAUUUACUAUCAAGACCUGGUAUAUGCCGUCUGCGUAUAAUUUGUCUGCCAUUUACUCGUCUAUCUGGUCAGCCUUUGGUUCAAAGCUUCAAAAGCUUUGCUUAGAAGGAAAUUUGGAGCAUUAUCGUCUGCUAGUUGACUCCCGUCCGUCGUUGCCAGUGCUGAAGGAGCUGAAUAUCGACUUCGACCGCAAUUCAUUCCAUCAUGGCCGAAUUGCUAACAAUGCACUCAGCGAUAUCAUCACUUUUCUCAAUGGCCUCAGCUCCCAUCUGGAAGUGCUCCGGAUACGGUCCUGGUUUGCCCUGGACAUCUCUGAUUUGCUUGCUCCGCUACCGAUUUUUCCCAAAUUGGUGCAUCUCGAAGUCAAUGUGACGUUCAUGUCCUGCAGGGACCCCGCCGGCCUUCAGAAUUUCAUUUAUCACCUCUCUCACACGGUCAGGAAAAUUAACCUACGCAUCAACCCCUCUCAAUCUUUCGUUAAUUCCCUUGCAUUCCAACCUUCCACUCGAUGGUUCUUGACUUGUGUGGAGGAUGACGAAUGUUUCUCGCAAUUGAGAACGAUUGAUAUCUACCUUAUUCCAACGAUUGGAAAUGGCCUGAUGGACAUUGCUGCUGCAUUCAUUCGGCGUGCGUCGAGCAGCCUCGGGGAGCUGGGAAUCCACGAGCGCAACCUCAGUGAAGACGAUGCGAUGCUCCUCAUCGACGCUCUGUCGGGGUGCACAACUAUCAGGUCCUUGCAUCUCAGUGUUCUGAACAUAACCAUCGAGUUGAUCGACAAGUUGGCCUCGUCUACGCCCGGUCUACAAAGGCUUUGGAUUUCAGUGGAAGGAGCAUUUGAUAAUGCCGAGGCAGAAGGUGGCCACGCCACUUUUCUUCGGGAGCUACAAACCCGUUCUUACCCCGAUUGGAAGCUGGAAGACCUUUCCGUUAUGCAGAAUAAAUUCCGGCUUCGCGAGGUCAACCAUGAUACCAUGAUGGCGUUUUCGCGCAGUAUACCUUCACUCUUCAGCUUUUUCGGGAAUGGACAUAUCGACCGAACGGCUACUUCAGGAGACAUUUAG
Messenger RNA from Psilocybe cubensis, 1491 nucleotides. RefSeq lists its product as uncharacterized. Lineage: Eukaryota; Fungi; Basidiomycota; Agaricomycetes; Agaricales; Agrocybaceae. The record is from RefSeq and is a predicted model, not a curated record. The transcript is spliced from 3 exons. The coding region runs from base 1 to 1491 and encodes 496 amino acids.